AUGAGCGACGAUGUGAUUUUGCAUUUGGUAGUCGUUGGCUUUCAUCACAAAAAGGGUAGCCAGAUCGAAUACGUCUUUCCACCAUUCGAGAAGGAAGAGCCGACCAAAUUGCCCCAAGAAUGGUCGAAUCUUCCGUCAUUAGCCCUACCAGACGGUGCUCAUAAUAUUGUCAGCGAUGUAGUAUAUUUCCUUCUCCCCUCAAGAGACGAUCCGGCCAAGGUUGUCUACGGAAUUUCUUGUUAUCGGCAAAUCGAAUCGGCGCACCUCGUUGCCAAAACCGACGAUGUGACGAGAAACACCGUCCUGAAAAGCGUCUGUGUCAUCUCGACAGUCCCGCUGUUUGGCUGCUUGAAGCUGAAAAUCAGCCUCCUCACCGAGGCUUACUUCAACGAGCGCGACUUUUCACAGAUUGACGUCCUCGCCCAAAUGUACCAAAAUUUGCUAGAUGUCUAUGAGCGAGAACAUAUUGCUGGCGAUGCGGCGGUGAUGGAUAUUUCCACCCGAGAACUCGUCCAACGCUUUCGCCAUUCUAUAAUAGUGCUAUUUAAACUUCUAUUGCUUGAAAAACGGGUAAUAUUCAGUGCGUUUCCGGUCCAGCUUCUCGGUGAUACGAUGCUAGCGCUUGCUUCUUUAUGUCCAAGAGUUGUUGAAGAAGGUUUGCUAUAUUCUGGAACUCCCCCACACCAGGAGCCAGAGCCCGAGAAAGUGCAAGAGGAGGAAGAGGAGCCGAAAAUUGAAGUCGGUGUUGAAGCUUCUACCUCCCAACCAGAAUUGACAGACCCACUCGCUGACGUUAAAGAUGGCUUUGGCUUCCCCUUGAGUAUCUUCACAACGGGAAAUUUGUUCCAUCCCUACGCCAGUAUCAACUUUCUCGACACCAUCCGCUCGACGGCGAUCCGCGGCUACACCAUCGGCGUCACAAAUCAAGUAUUUCUGCAGCGGAAGGGCAUUGCUGAUGUUGUAAUCACGAUUGACGACAAGAACUUCCCCAACAUCGAUAUACGGGAUCCAGAACUCCGUCGUGUUCUCAAACUGACGAAUCUCGACGCCAGAUUUGGCGACUAUCUGCUGAAAUCGGUGGAGCAGAAUUACCUCGAAGAAAGCGCUUGGCAAGGCAGUGACGAAUGGGUACGACUCCAAUUCAAGAACUAUCUGAUUUCGCUAGCAUUUGCCGCUCGAUCUGGCAAUUUGGAAAAACACACAGAUUUCUUCCCACCGUUCGUGGCGGCGUGGAUGGAAACGAAUAACUAUCGAAUACUAGCCCAAUGCACACCCGAGUUAUCAGCAGGCGAAGAAGGACAUGUCGGCGCCACUCUACCGCCUCGUGAAAUAGGCAUGAUGAUUGGAAAUGCGAUCAAAAGCAAUCCAAAAUUAAAUUCGUUUGUGAGCUGGUUCAAAGCGGCGGCCACGAGCGCUGCAUCGCAAAUGUCUGCUGCUGGCGAAAUGCCGAACUCUAAUUCCAACUUUUAUUUGGAAGAGGCGCAAGAAGCAAAAGAAAUUGUCGAAAAGCCAGCAGCUACAACAUCAGAACCCGAACAAAAGCCG
This is a messenger RNA of Mesorhabditis spiculigera, 1545 nucleotides long. The record is from the annotation of a GenBank genome assembly. NCBI's taxonomy places the organism in Eukaryota, Metazoa, Nematoda, Chromadorea, Rhabditida, Rhabditidae.